Eufriesea mexicana is the source of this 5244-nucleotide messenger RNA. RefSeq names its product Putative vitellogenin receptor yl (gene yl). NCBI's taxonomy places the organism in Eukaryota, Metazoa, Arthropoda, Insecta, Hymenoptera, Apidae. The transcript is spliced from 31 exons. Gene Ontology annotation, molecular function: calcium ion binding; protein binding. Gene Ontology annotation, cellular component: plasma membrane; signaling receptor complex. The record is from RefSeq and is a predicted model, not a curated record.
AUGUAUCGGAAUUUAUUCGUGUUCCUCGUGGUAGCAGCCUUCUAUCCAAUCAUCGACGCUGCGAUCAUACGUUGCGAACCACCUGACUGGUUCUUAUGCAAGAACGAGAAAUGCAUUUCAACCUUCUUCAAAUGCGAUGGGACGGAUGAUUGCGGUGACAAGUCCGAUGAAAUGGAUUGUCAGAAUUAUACGCUCGACCCCAACAUGAUUCGUUGCGCGGAAAACGAGUUCCAGUGUUCCGAUCGUUCUUGCAUACCGGCAGAAAAAUUUUGCGACGCCAAAACUGAUUGUCCCGAUGGAAGUGAUGAAUUCGCUAGUUGCGUGAAAAAUUUAAAAUGCGACGCUUUCAAGUGCAAAGAUGGUCACUGUGUAAGGAACGAAUGGGUUUGCGACAGAGUCUCAGAUUGCCCUGACAACAGCGAUGAAGAGAAAUGCGGGGACAACGCGGUACCCAUCGAGAAAUGCAACAACGAACACGAUCGAUACCUGUGUAAAAACAAAAGAUGCAUUUCUUUGAACGCAACAUGCAACGGGAAGGACGACUGCGGCGAUAAUUCGGACGAGAAUGUAGAAGAAUGCAGCAAAGCUGACGCAUCAUGCAAGAAGAUAGCAAAAUGCGAACACUAUUGCAGAAAAACGCCUGAAGGUGCUCGAUGUUCGUGUAAAUCGGGUUUCAAAUUGUCGGAUAACCGAACAUGCUCUGACAUAAACGAGUGCGAAAAUUAUGGAACCUGCGAUCAACGAUGUAUCAAUAAUAAUGGAUCAUAUACAUGUUCGUGUGAAACUGGUUACAUCUUGAACGAUGACAAGAAGACUUGUAAGGCUGAAGGUGGCGAAGCUUUGUUAGUGUUCUCUAUUAAAUCAGAGAUCCAUGGCUACUAUCUUGAUUCUCAAGUAUAUUAUCCCGUAACUAAGAACUUGAAACACGCCGUUGCUGUUUCCUUAGAUGCGAAUUAUGUAUAUUGGUCCGACGUUGAGGACGAAGACGAGGUAAUAAUUAGAAGUUUAGAGGAUGGCACAGAGCGAAACAUCAUUGUUACAACAGGUUUGAGCAGUCCUGACGACAUAGCCGUGGAUUGGGUAACGGGCAACAUAUAUUUCACAGACAGUGGUUACAUGCAUCUUGGAGUUUGCAGCAACGAUGGUUCUUAUUGCACCGUUAUAAUUAAAGAACGAAAUAAUAAACCACGAGGUCUUGCCUUGUUACCAUCGAGUGGCUUAUUAUACUGGACUGAAUGGGGCUCGAAUUCGAGCAUAUUAAUGGCGAGCAUGGAUGGCAAAAAUGCUACCGCGUUAAUUAAUCAAGACUUAGAAUGGCCAAACAGUCUAUCUAUCGAUUAUACGAACAAUAGAUUGUAUUGGAUAGAUUCUAAACUAAAAGUGAUCGAAUCGAUACGACUAGAUGGUACAGAUCGCAGGACUAUAUUAAAAGACAUAGCAAAGAAACCGAUUUCGUUAGCCGUAUUCGAAAAUAAAUUGUACUGGAGCGACUGGAUAUCCAAUACCAUACAAUCAUGCGAUAAAUUCACCGGAAAAGAUUGGAAAGUUUUAAUAAACACGAAUAACACCAUUUAUGGCAUACACAUAUAUCACUCCGUUCUGAAACCCAAGAUACCGAAUCCGUGCAAUGUGAACCCCUGCUCGCAAUUGUGCCUAUUAAAUUCAGAGAAUAGCUAUACUUGCGCUUGCACAGUGGACAAAGUAUUGAAUAAUGAUAAACAUACAUGUCGUGCGGUCAAGAAGAAAAUGCAUCUAGUUAUCGCAGCUGGGAACACGUUCAUAGAUUACUAUCACGAACUACUAGGAAAACCGAAAAUGACGACCAACUUCACAGUAAAACACGUCACUGCGGUCACUUAUAAUCCCCUUACUGGUGGUGUAUUAGCCAGCGACCAACUGACAGAUAAGAUCUUCCAUUUAGACAUGCAUAAUGGUGAUUUGAAGAACAUAAUGUCUAUCGAGAACCAAGUACUAGGAGGAAUGGAUUUCGACUAUCUUGGAAAUAAUCUGUAUAUGUCGGAUUUGAAACAGAAAACCAUCGAAGUGCACAGUCUAAACAGCAACGAGAAAACAAUCUUUUACUUUCAGGAGGAACCUCACGAUAUUGUGCUUGUACCGGAAGAAAGUAUGAUGAUGGUCGUAUUUCGAGAGAAUAAAAUGUAUCGCAUAGACUUGAUGAGUAUGAACGGGCUUGGUCGAAGAAUCACGAUCGAAGGAAACAAAACUCCGUUAGUUGGACCGAAAAUAUCCUUGAGCUACGACAGAGAUUUGAAGCAAUUGUUUUGGAGUGACCAAACCACAGGUCGUAUCGGUAGUACGACCAUACCAGGUUUCCAAACGUAUAUCUUCCGUACUGGAUUAUCAGAACCCGUGAGUCUCGCUGUUCUGGGUGAUUUCGUGUUUUGGACCCAAUAUAAGUCGAAUCAUUUGUAUUGGACUAGCAAGAGCAACACACAGCAAUAUCAGAAGCGUAUUACAUUGCAGGCGCCUAAAGACUUGGACAGGACGUCAUUGGUAAAUUUGCAUGGAAUGUAUGUAAAAGAACACCCAUGUCACAAAAACAACGGGAACUGCUCUCACGUGUGUCUGUUAUCUAAUACUUCUCCAUACAUUUGCGCCUGUCCGCCCGAUAUGAUGCUGAACGUAGAUAAUCGAACGUGUAGUCCUCAAACCGCGUGCAAUCCUGGCGAGAUAAAAUGUGGAGAACACGACGUAUGCAUAAAAUUCCAUCAAAGAUGUGACGGAGAGCAGGACUGUCCUAACGGAGAAGACGAAUCAAGUAUAUGCGACUUUUACCAUUGGUCGAAUUGCUCAUACCAGGAUAAAUUUCAGUGUAGAAGUGGCGAAUGCAUAAGCAAGACGAAACGUUGUAAUUCCCACUACGACUGUGCCGAUCGUUCCGAUGAGGAGGGCUGCGAUAAAAAGGAAUGCGACUCCAAUGAGUUUCAAUGUCACGAGGGGGCUUGCAUAUCGAAAUAUUUUGUGUGCGACGGACGAUACGACUGCACCGAUUUUUCCGAUGAAAUCAAUUGUAGCAAGUACAAAUGCGAUACCGAUAGUUUCACGUGCGAAUCCGGGUCGUGUAUACCCAAAACGUGGAAAUGCGAUGGCCAGAGUGACUGUCCAGACGGUUCUGACGAGAGUGAUGCGUGUCAAAGAAAUGUAUGUCCAUCCGAAAUGUUUACUUGUUCUAAUGGUCGUUGCAUCGAUUUGAUACUAAAAUGCAAUGGAGUCAGCGAAUGCGAAGACGAAAGCGAUGAACAAUAUUGCAGCAAUAAGAAUAACGAUAAUUACGUCAAUUGUACUAUAGAUGAGUAUAAAUGCUUCAAUACGGAGAUGUGUCUUCCCAAACAUGUCAGGUGUAAUGGCAUUCAAGAGUGUCCAAAGAACGACGACGAACGCAAUUGUGUUCGAUGUCAAAAGGAAGAAUACGUUUGCGACAAUCAGAAGUGUAUCGACAAAAGCUGGGUGUGUGACAGGUUCAACGAUUGCGGCGAUGGAUCGGAUGAAAAAAACUGUGAGGGUAAUUUGAAGCCGAACGAUGUCAGCGGGAAUUCUAAUUGCAAAGAAUUUAAAUGUUCCAACGGGGUUUGCCUCCCUUUUACAAAGGUGUGCGAUGGAAAAGUGGAUUGUUUGGAUCGGAGUGACGAAUUUGGAGAAUGUGCAAUCUCGUGUACUAAAAAUAAUCCCUGUACAAACAUGUGUCAUAAGACACCCAUUGGUCCUGUUUGUGGGUGCAAAAACGGAUAUCAAUUGAGCAGUGACUUAAAAUCUUGUGAAGAUAUUGACGAAUGUAGAGACAAUAUUUGCUCACAACUUUGUGACAAUACUAAUGGAUCUUUUAUUUGUUCUUGUCAUGAAGGAUACGUUUUACGAAGUGAUAAAACUUCGUGCAAAGUGGCUGGUUCACAAAUGGAAAUAAUUACUGUAACCAGUAGAGAUAUUAGAAAAUUAUCACCAAACUUAAAUAAAAUCGAUGUUAUUUACGAAGAAAUCAAUUCCGAAAUAAGUGGUAUUGACGUGAAUACAAUGGAAAACACAGUCUACUGGAGUAACGAAAUCUUAGGUAUGGUAAGUAAAAUAUACAUAAAGAGCAAAGAACGGAAGAUUGUUACUGGCCUCGGCAGACCAGAAGCUCUAGCCGUUGAUUGGAUUACCGAUAAUGUAUACUUUAAUGAUAAUGACUAUUCCAGCAGUAUUAAGGUAUGCAAUCUAGAACAGCAGAAGUGUGCUACAGUAGUGUCGAUCGGAUCACGUAAUAGAGCAACCUCUAUUGCUAUCGAACCAAAAGAAGGGUGGUUGUUUUGGAGUCAAACUACUUGGGCAUUGUACGAGAGACCUACAUCAAAAAUAUAUCGAGCCAACACAAUAGGUACUAAUGUAACAGCGAUUGUAUAUCGAGAUCUCGGUGUUGUUUAUGCAUUAACUAUUGAUUAUAUACGAUCCAGAUUGUAUUGGUCAGAUACAUUUUCAAAAAAUAUAGAAUCUUCGGAUUUAGAUGGUUCUAAUCGUGCUGUAAUUUUAAACACAGAUGUUCAUCAGGCUUUAAGUAUUACCAUAUAUGAGAACUCUUUAUAUUGGUUAAUGGGUACAACUGGUACUGUAAAAAAAUGCAAAUUAUAUGGUGAUAAAUCGUGUAUAAUGAUUUCCAUUGGUACAUCAAAUAUCGACAAGUACUUUACCAUUUUGCAGACGACCAGGCAACCUAUCGGAAAAAAUGUUUGUGAGAAAUAUAAAUGCAAUUACAUGUGCAUUUCAAGGAACGAUGGUCCCGCUUGUAUUUGCCACAAUGGAUAUCCAAAAGAUUCCGGGAGUACUUGCAUAGAAGACACAAAUACAAAAAUUAAAUUCGGUUCAAGUAUAAUUAGUCGCAGAAACGAAAGUAUUCGUUAUCAAAACGGAACAUUAGUCGGUAUAAUAAUCACGGUAGUAGCAUGCAUCGUAAUUGCAUUAGCUUACUUUUAUUAUCAGAAAAUUAAACCAAACUUUUCAAAGAAUAAUUUCAGUAUUCAUUUUCAAAACCCGUCAUAUGAUCAACAAAAUGAUAUCGCACCCACGCUCAAUUAUAUUUCCGGUUUACCACCUGGAGAACACGAAUACAUCAAUCCAGUAACAGAUAUACAAAAGAAUCAAAAUAAAAAUAUAACAGAACACAAUGAAAAACAAAUGAAACUUGUCAAUUUUGAUUGAUCAGAUGAUGAACCUGAAGAACCUACUCAUAAACAGGAUUUCCGUUUAAUAUAA